Molecule: messenger RNA, 2793 nt
Organism: Nothoprocta perdicaria
Lineage: Eukaryota; Metazoa; Chordata; Aves; Tinamiformes; Tinamidae
Exons: 11
Coding region: 217-1899 (560 amino acids)
Molecular function (GO): protein binding
Source: RefSeq, a predicted model, not a curated record
GACAUACCCUGAGCACAUAGCCAAGGAAAGAGAGUGGCUCUGACACCGAUAGGAGGCUCUCUGAUUAAAGAGGAAGCUUCUUCUACCACAGGCAGUUUCCUUCCAAUACGGUUUCUUUUCUGUGUUUGCACCUUGCUUUUGCUCAGUUACACAGAGGUCCUGAGGGACAGCGAGAGGGACAUCGACUUCAGUCCUGCCCUGGGGCUGUAUGGUAGCAUGGACCUGCAAGGGCUGGCUCUGGCCUUUCUCCUAGUCCUUCCACCUCUGCUGCCUGCGCAGGGCAUGACGGAUUCUGCUCCCAAAGCCCAAGGAGCGGCUGAGGAUAAAGGAAGAUGCAAAAUCCCCUCCAAUUGGGACUCCAAGCUGCGGUUUGCUCCUAGCAAGACCAGCUAUGCCUUGAAUGAUGUGGUGCAGCUGAGCUGUGCUGAGGGCUACCAGCCAUCAGUCCCUGCGCUCAAGUGUGUUUCCAGCAGGAGCCAGACCUUGUGGAAUGGGACUGCCACGUGCAAGGAAACAUGCCAAAGGCCUCAGUGGGAUCAAAAACUCCAGCUGACACCCAACCACAAAAACUACCAAAAGAAUGAAGAAGUCAAGCUGAGCUGCCCCCAGGGUCUCUUUCCAGAUUUCUCCAAUGUCAAAUGUUCAGAGACUGCCCAGUCUAUGCGUUAUCCUGGAUCUGUUAACCAAUAUAUGUGGCUGGGGAAAACCAGCUCUGGUGGUUGGAUUCGCAUUCAGGAGCCUGUGAAGUGCAAUGAGAAAUGCUGGAAGCCCAUCUGGGAUCCCAAGCUCCUGUUCUCUCCAGACAAGACGUUCUACGGGCACAAUGAAGUGGUGGUGGUGAGCUGCCCUGAGGGGCAUUGGCCUCCUCCCAUGGAGAUCACUUGUGUCAAGUUAAAUCCACGCCAGCAAUAUCCAGCUCCUCAGCUCAUCUGGCACAUGAGGAAUGGCACGGGCAACUUGCACCGUAUUGAGGGAAAUAUGACCUGUGUGGAACUUCUCCAGGUUGUCCCUGGGACCUUGGAAGUUUCUGCCAGCAGCAUCAAACUGAACUGGACCUGCAGGUUCCCUCAUGCUUGCCAGCAAACAUGGGCCAUGUGCCGUCUGGCCUGGCCUGCUUCCCCUCCCUGUGAAGCUGAGGAGAUCACCGGAGAGGAGAUGCUCCGGGGAGAGAAGGGGACAUUUACCUGUCCCCUUCUGCAGCCCUUCACUGUCUACAGUGUCACCAUCUCCUUACCCCCCAGCACGGUCCUGUACACACGGCUGGUCAAGACAGAGGAAACCGUGCCAGACAAACCAGAGGGUUUGGUUAUGGACCACAACACCGGUUUGCUGAAGUGGAAGCCGCUGCCCCCCUGCAAAGGGGAGGUCCUUGGAUACCAGCUGAACAUCACAGCCAGAAGAGCACAUGAUGGCAGCUUCCUUGAAUCCGAGCGGGUGACGGUGAACGCAUCUGUCACGCAGUACCUGCCACCUCAUCAGAGACCUGGCAGCAAAUACACAGUGGAAAUCCAGGGCCUGACAGCAGCUGGUGCUGGGGAUGCAUCAGUCCUGGAAUUUCAAACAUACAUUUCAGUUGCAGGACAAGCCCUGGCUCCAUGGCCCUGGACUGCGGUCACACUGAUUGCUGCACUCUCAGCACUCGUCCUCCUGUGCGCAGGGAUCUUGUGGUUUGUGCUGUCCAGGAAAAAGAAGGUCUUGAUCAGCCACGCCAAGGAGGAUCUUUACACAGAGCUCCAGCCCUAUGAAAACUUGGACUCUUACUCUGUGAUCAAGAAAUGUCCUCUGGCAGAUAAUAAUGCAGGUAAGCACGAUGAGGCUGAAGAGCUGUCACUCCAUCUCUAUCCUCAGCCAGAGGAGAUGGGAAGAACAGAGCAGCAUCAGAAAAGACGAGGAAGAUGAUGCCAGCUCAGUGCUCAUGGCAGCUGUUUCCCCAGACCCUGCUGUGACUGCGGUCAGUUCUGGAGCAUUAUCCAGCAGAGGACUGAGCUGUUUCUUUCAGGGCACAAAGCAGCUUCUUCAAAGCGCUUACCAGUCUCCAGAACACUCUCUUGCAGAACAAGAGCAGCUCAAGGCCUGGGAUGAACUGCUUCUGUCAGCAAAGAUGUAUGCUGAACGCCCUUCACUGUGAUCAGGCCACGUGAUUGGCCUUGGAGACCCAAGCAUCUCCUUCCCAUGGGCGCUUGUUGCUGUAACCCUCCUGCUUCAGUGGAUGGAUGGCUCUGGAUGGAUGUGUGGCAGAGAGGGAAGGAAGAAGCUCAGCCCAGCAUGGCAGCUGCUUGAUGAGGAUGGAUGAACAGGGUUGGGAUAACGGGAAAACUGAGAGCUGGCAUAUGCUGCUGCCUCUGGCUGGGCUCCCGCCUUCUCUGCCAGCUGCAUAUGGUGAUGUCCAGCCCAAGCCACAUUUAUGCUUACAGUUGGCCUCAUGGUGCUGGCCUUGUGACUCUGCCCAUUGUGUUCUUACAAUCAAUAAACCUCAUGAUUUGGAGGGAGCUGCAUGCUCUGCUACAGUUCAUCCUGGUCCCCUCAGUGGGUCACUUCUCCUGUGGAAGCUGGGCUAAUCCCGUCUGGAGGAGGGAGACUGGGAGCAGGGCUCCUGUGACCCUCUGACCCACACUGAGCCUAACAGCCUGUGCUAUGGGCAAAGCUGGGGGUCCUGGGUCCCCUUAGCCCCUCUGCUGUCCCAUGUCUGAUCACCCCUCCUCCCUGUCCUUGCACUCUUUCCCGGUGUUGUGUGCACAUGCAUCAGUGUCAUCUCUCCCUUAGUGAUCUUUUAGGCUAAUGACUGACCUUCUU